ACCUAGGCGCAACAUUGCUAUCUCGCGUUGGUUCCUACCAGGGAUUUUGAACGCCUGGUAUGCGGUAAUACGGGCGGCUGGAGAGACGUACAAUAGGUAACAGGAAGGCACUGUAAUCAUGGCAGCUGACAGGAUGGAUGUCCCGGAUCUUCCUGAUUUCAGUAUAUUAAAGCGGUUAGCUAGAGACCAGCUCAUCUAUAUCCUGGAACAGCUCCCUGGAAAAAAAGAUCUGUUCAUUGAGCCUGACCUGAUGAGCCCUCUGGACCGGAUUGCCAAUGUAUCUAUAUUAAAGCAACAUGAGGUUGAUAAACUGUAUAAACUGGACAACAAACCGAUUUACAGCAACUCUGACCAAUUGUGCUUUCUGAUCAGACCACGUAUCAAGCAUGUGAAGUACAUUACUAGCCUUGUCAAUGCAGAUAAGGCAUCUGGAAGGAGCAGAAAGUACAAGAUUAUAUUUAGUCCACAAAAGUUUUAUACAUGUGACAUGAUACUGGAACAAGAAGGAAUCUUUGGCGAUGUGACCUGUGAUGAAUGGUCAUUUUAUCUCCUGCCGCUGGAUGAUGAUAUCAUAAGUAUGGAGCUGCCAGAAUUUUACAGAGACUAUUUUCUUGAAGGGGAUCAACGUUGGAUUGGGACUGUGGCCAAAGCUCUCCAUUUAUUAAAUUCCAUCUUUGGUCCUAUCUCUAAGGCCUAUGGAAUAGGAAGAUGUUCUAAGAUGGCCUAUGAGGUGUGGAAGGACAUGUUGGAGGAUGAAGAUGGUGAUCACAGAGAAAGAAAACCAGAUUUGGGUGUUGUUUUCAUGAUUGAUAGAGAUGUGGAUUAUGUCACUCCUCUGUGCUCCCAGGUUGUGUAUGAGGGACUGGUUGAUGAUGUCUUUCGCAUUAAAUGUGGAAGUGUUGAGUUUGGCCCUGAUGUCACUUCCUCUGAUAAAAGUAUCAAAGUUCUAUUAAACUCUCAAGAUAAGGUAUUUGAGGAAAUUCGGAAUGAGCAUUUCUCCAAUGUGUUUGGCUUCCUGAGCCAGAAAGCUCGAAAUCUGCAAUCACAUUAUGAUAAACGACGAGGAAUGGACAUUAAACAAAUGAAAACAUUUGUUUCUCAAGAACUAAAAGGCUUAAAACAAGAGCAUCGACUUCUGAGUUUGCAUAUUGGAGCCUGUGAGUCCAUUAUGAAGAAGAAAACUAAACAGGAUUUUCAGGAGUUACUGAAAACCGAACACUCAUUACUUGAAGGGAUUGAUAUUAGAGAAAGCAUUGGUUCCAUAGAAGAGCAUAUAAACAGACAGGUCUCACCCAUUGAGAGUCUGCGAUUGCUGUGUCUCAUGUCAAUCACAGAGAAUGGUUUGAUAACUAAAGAUUAUCGGUUGCUGAAGACUCAGUACCUACAGAGCUAUGGACCUGAGCAUCUGCUUACCUUCUUCAAUCUCAAACGGGCUGGCCUGCUUACAGAACAGGUGCCUGGGGAAACUCUCACUGCCGUAGAGAGUAAAGUGAGCAAACUCGUUACAGAUAAAGCAGCAGGCAAGAUCACUGAUGCCUUUUCAUCACUUGCAAAAAAAAGUCAUUUCAGGGGAAUCAGCAAAAGACUUGGUCUGAUUCCUCGCAUAGAUGGUGAAUAUGACCUGAAGACCCCUAAGGACAUGGCGUAUAUUUUUAGUGGUGCCUACAUCCCAUUAAGCUGCAAAAUAAUAGAACAGGUUUUGCUACGUAAGAGUUGGGUCGGUCUUGAAGACGUCACGCGUUUACUGAACGGCAGUGAGUUUGCAGAGCAAAUGUCGGACCAGAACACCAACUCUGACUCCCAGAGGAUAAUCCUUGCAGUAUUCCUCGGGGGCUGCACAUUUUCAGAGAUCUCCGCACUGAGAUUUUUAGGAAAAGAAAGAGGUUAUAAAUUUAUUUUUCUAACAACAUCAAUUACAAACAGUGCGAGGAUGCUGGAGUCAAUGACUGAGACCAAAUCCUGACGUCAUAGAAGCCAUUUUCUCUGACACCGGGUGUAUCUACGAGAAAUCGGGCAGCUAAGGAUUUGCAUUUGAAAAUCCUGCCAGGCCAACAGCCAGCUGGUUCAGAACUUUAGAGAUAAUGUGAAAUGUAUCCUUAGCCACCUCUGUAUUUAUAAAAUGCUUUUUUUGAAGGUACACUACAGCUGUCAUAUGCACUUUAAUGCUUAUGAUUGCUGAAUGUGACCUUUACUGGCAGCACAUUCCUGCCGUCGCUUGAUACUAAACUGUCUUUUUAAGCAGCAAGAAAUAAUGACUUCAUGAAUCUCUCUUUUUCAGUACCGAAGGUCCUUAAGUUGCU
Messenger RNA from Spea bombifrons (plains spadefoot toad), 2300 nucleotides. It is a transcript of the gene VPS33B, whose product is annotated as VPS33B late endosome and lysosome associated. The record is from RefSeq and is a predicted model, not a curated record. The coding region runs from base 119 to 1963 and encodes 614 amino acids. Gene Ontology annotation, biological process: vesicle-mediated transport; intracellular protein transport. Lineage: Eukaryota; Metazoa; Chordata; Amphibia; Anura; Pelobatidae. Gene Ontology annotation, cellular component: CORVET complex; lysosome. The transcript is spliced from 24 exons.